GGUCAUCUUCGGGUAGCAACUGCGCAUGAGCUGCUGUCCUCCAUUCGCCCCGGCUUCCACUCUCGUGCUGGGCGUUUGUUGCGCAGCGGCUCCUCCUCAUCCUUGUCCUCCUCAGAGAUAACAAGAAGACUGCAAAAUGGUGGCAGAGGUGGAAAUCCAGGCCGAAGUCGUGGAGCAGUACCAGCGUGACGGGGCCGUUCUGGUGAAGAGUGUGUUCUCUCCGUUUUGGGUGAACAAGGUUCGGGACGGAAUAAUGAAAAAUCUAGAGAAACCUUCUCAAUACUCAGAGCGUCUUGUUGCAAAGGAAGGUGAGGGCGCAUACUUUGACGAUUAUUGCAACUGGUCAUGGAUAGAAGAGUUUCGUGACUAUGUAUUCAACUCUCCUGCCUCCUACCUGGCUGCCACCUUCAUGAAAUCAUCAGAAGUAUCGUUCUACCACGAACACGUACUCAAUAAGGAACCUGGUACGUCAAAACGAACACCCUGGCACCAUGAUCAGGCAUAUUACCCUAUUGAUGGCGAAAAGGUGUGUUCGCUUUGGAUGCCGGUGGACCCCGUGCCGAGGCAAACCUGCGUGCAAUUCGUAGCAGGUUCUCAUUUGUGGCCUUCUUGGUUCUAUCCCCGAAAGUUCGCUUCAGAAAUAAAUUAUACAAUAAAGGAAGAGAGAGGAGAGAAGGAUGAAGACCAAAAGUGCUUCGUUGACAUCCCCAUUCAGGAUAUAGAGACCGGGAAGUGGCCUUUAUUACAAUGGGAAUGUGAGCCAGGCGAUGUGAUUAUAUUCCACAUGAAGACGGUCCAUGGGGCUCCAGGCAAUACUUCCUCCAGUACUCACCGACGUGUCCUGUCUACUCGCUGGCUCGGUGAUGAUGCCGUGCUGGCAACCCGACCAUGGAAGGUAUCACCACCAAUUACCGGAGGCCUCAAACCUGGUCAGCGCGCCGUGUGUGACACAUUCCCAAUUGUAUACAACAGGCAGUGAAUAAUAAUAAUGAUGCUGAUGAUAAUAUUCAAGAUAACUAUAAUAAUAACAACAACAACAGCGACAGCAACAAUAGUAAUAAUGAUGAUAAUGAUAAUAAUAAUGAUAGUAAUAAACAUGAUCAUAAAGAUUAUGA
Messenger RNA from Penaeus chinensis, 1115 nucleotides. RefSeq lists its product as uncharacterized. Lineage: Eukaryota; Metazoa; Arthropoda; Malacostraca; Decapoda; Penaeidae. The coding region runs from base 137 to 979 and encodes 280 amino acids. The transcript has 6 exons. The record is from RefSeq and is a predicted model, not a curated record.